AUGGAGGCGUUGAUUUUUCCCGCUAUGCAUCUCAAUCCUCAGCUCAGUCGGCCAAGCUUUCUUAACCGCUCAAGUGAUGGGGUAAUCGGCAAACUCAAUUUAGUGAUCUCCGGAAAAAUUGGGCCACCGGCAAACUCUCUACUUUGUUCAUACGGUCCGACUUCACGACAGCGUUCGACCACAUCACGCCACGUGGCGAGAGAAGAUUCUGGUGGGUCUCUUAGUGGUGAAAGCAUCCUUCUGAACGAGCAAACCCUCGAGCGGGAGCUCCAGGUGGCAAUUGACCAAGAAAAUUAUACUCAGGCAGCAAAAAUCAGGGACAGUCUCAAAAUACUCCAGGAGGACAGCAAAACCUCGGUUCUUGCAGCAAAUGCUAGGUUUUACAAUUCCUUCCGGAAGGGUGACCUGGCGGCAUUGCAGGCCAUCUGGUCCAAGGGCCCACACGCUUGCGUGGUCCACCCGGGCGUGAGUGGAAUAUCGGGCUACGAUCUUGUAAUGGGUAGUUGGGAGUUUGUGUGGGCCGAUUACGAGUUUCCAUUGGAAAUCGAGAUUAAAGAUGUGGAAGUUCAUGUAAAGGGAGAUAUGGGAUUUGUCACGUGUAUCGAGAUGGUUCGGACGAAAGGGAGCGGUUGGGGAAGGCAUUUCGCGACGAAUAUUUUCGAGAGGGUCGAUGAUCGGUGGCUCAUUUGUGUUCACCACGCCUCGUACGUUGAUCUGUGA
Striga hermonthica is the source of this 720-nucleotide messenger RNA. NCBI's taxonomy places the organism in Eukaryota, Viridiplantae, Streptophyta, Magnoliopsida, Lamiales, Orobanchaceae. The record is from the annotation of a GenBank genome assembly.